Suillus fuscotomentosus is the source of this 684-nucleotide messenger RNA. RefSeq lists its product as uncharacterized. The coding region runs from base 1 to 684 and encodes 227 amino acids. The transcript is spliced from 5 exons. Lineage: Eukaryota; Fungi; Basidiomycota; Agaricomycetes; Boletales; Suillaceae. The record is from RefSeq and is a predicted model, not a curated record.
AUGCGCCUCGAUGCAGCCUUCGGAGUGGUCACAGACCUACGUCUUGGCUUUGUCGGCGGCCUCUGGCCUACGAUUAUAGCAAUCUGGCAUGUUUCCUACUUACUCUUCCAACCUCUUGAGAUAUCCCGCAUUUUCAUCGCUGACGAAGCCGGAAGGGCGGUCAAAAAAGGGCUCAUCACUCCACACGCCUAUGGCGUUGUGCUAGACCUCGGUGCAGGACACGGCCACACCGUCAACUACCUCGACCAUUCGCGUGUUACGAAAUACGUAGCUGUAGAACCCAACGUGCAUAUGCAUGCAAAGCUGCGCCGUACUGCCUCUGCUGCUGGGUACAACGAAGAUAAUGGAACACUUCUCAUCCUCCCUUGCGGUGCUGAAAAUAUCUCUACCACCCUUUCCUAUCUUCCUGCGCCGCACCCACCUGUAGACACACUCAUAUCUGUCCUCACUCUCUGCUCCAUCCCCUCGCCACAAUCCACCAUCUCUUCAUUGGCUGCGGAGGUGCUGAAACCUGGGGGUCAGAUUUUGUUCUAUGAACAUGUGCUCAGCGAGAGGGAGGAUACAUCGUUGUGGGGUAUUGAUGUUGGGGGAUGGGUGCAGGGAGAAGGAGGUAUUUGGGGGAAGGAAGGGGAGGCUGGUGAACAUCUAUUUUGGCACCGAGUGGGGAGAUUGGUUAAGGCGUGA